CACUAUUUUAUAUUUUUUUUUUACUCCUCACUGUUACAUACCAUAAUUUAUAUAUACACAAUUUUUUUUUAUUCUCUUCUCUAAAAAAAAAAAUGUAGAUUCUUUUUUCUCACAAAAGAUACCAUGCAAUUUUAAUUCCAAGAAAACAAAAACAACCGCGAAAAAAAAAUAAUUAAAUAAAUUAUAGGUUAUUAUAAAAAUAAAUAAAAAUAGAAAGAAGACAAUAAAGGAGAAAGGCGUAAGCCUUGAAGAUUCUUCUGUUCUAUGUUAGUAAGUUCCUCUCACCUCCGACCUUAUAUAUAUAUGAGUACUCUUUCCCAUUGUUCUAACUUCAAACCAAAUACUCUCUCUCUCUCUCUAUCAUCAGUAAUGGCGCUUCGGAAAAUGCUAGCGAAGCGUCUGUUAACCGGUCGCAGACUAAUCACUCCAGAAAUCUCUCUUUCAAUUAAUACGAUCGUUCCAAUCAACGACGCCUGCAACGCGAAAUUCCACCGGGAAUAUAUAACCUCGCCGGAUUCAGCAGAGAAAGGAUUUUUCCGGCGAUUCUUUCACCGGAGAGCUCCUGACAAAUCAGCCACUCGGCUGCCGGAAUUUCUGUCCUUGCCGGUCGGCGAAAAACUCCGGGAGAAGCUCAGAGGAAGCGACAUUAUUAGCAGCGAUCGCAUCCGACUCGAUUGUCUGAUCAGUCCUCCUGCGCCAGAACUCAUCAGAGCCGAUGAUGAAUCUGAUAUUUUCGGCUUAUCGGUAGACGACGCUAAGAAGAUUCUAAGGCUUGCACAAAUGGAGAAGCUGAAAUCGAAGCUCAGAGCAAUCCCAGAGAACUUGAUUUCCUAUUCUGAGUUCUUUCGAAUCUGCGUUGAAGAUUGUGAGAACGAAAAUCAAGGAGCGGAGUUCGCAAAGACACUAGACGAUACUGGAAACGUCAUCGUUUUGGGAAACGUCGUUUUCCUCCGCCCAGAACAGGUGGCGAAAUCUAUGGAGGCCAUAAUUUGUGAGGCAGUGACUAAUCCAAACGAUCCAAGAAGAAAGGUACUGGAGGAAAUGGAGAAACAAAAAUCGAUGAUCGACCAGAAAGCAAGAGAAUUGGUCCGUGGGGAGCUUUAUAUUGGGCUGGGCUUCGUACUGGCCCAAACACUUGCGGCCAUGAGACUAACCUUUUGGGAGCUGAGUUGGGACGUGAUGGAGCCCAUAUGCUUCUUUGUGACAUCGAUCCAUUUCGCUUUGGGCUACGGCUUCUUUCUCCGUACCUCGACGGAGCCAACUUUCCAAGGCUACUUCCAACGCCGCUUUCUCUCCAGGCAAAAACGGCUCAUGGAGAUCCAUAGCUUUGAUAUACAAAAGUACAACAAGCUUCGAGAAGCGUUUUACCCAUCAACGACGACGACGUCGUUUCAUCAUGGCCUUGUUUAGGCCUUUAUGGGAUUUGUAAAUGUAAUUGUAAUCAUCGUUGAAAGAAGAGUAGAGGGACGGUUAACAGUUGAAUAACGUACUACGAACAUGUAGGUAGAGCAGUAAAAUUUUGGGUAAAUGGGAGUGUGUGGUGUGGGUGAAAAAGUUUCAUGUAGAUAACUGUAAAAAUUGUAUAAAUAUAGUUUGGUCAUUAGAGUCAUGGACGGUUUAAGUUCAGUUUGGGUCACAGUUCAGUUUUAUUAGAGUGAUCUGACAUGGAAGGGCCUUCCCUUAUUAGGCUGGAAUCUGGAUUAUGGAGUUUGGACUUCUUCUACUUUAUUUUUGGAAAAUUUACAAAUUUAUAUAUUUUAUAUUAA
This is a messenger RNA of Cannabis sativa, 1766 nucleotides long. Its product is annotated as calcium uniporter protein 4, mitochondrial. Gene Ontology annotation, molecular function: calcium channel activity; uniporter activity. The coding region runs from base 265 to 1410 and encodes 381 amino acids. The transcript has 2 exons. Lineage: Eukaryota; Viridiplantae; Streptophyta; Magnoliopsida; Rosales; Cannabaceae. Gene Ontology annotation, biological process: mitochondrial calcium ion homeostasis; calcium import into the mitochondrion. Gene Ontology annotation, cellular component: uniplex complex; mitochondrial inner membrane. The record is from RefSeq and is a predicted model, not a curated record.